CUCUCUCAUCAUGAAGCUCUUAUCUUCUUCUUUUUCCUCAUCAUCUUCUUCAACCGCCUCUUUAAAUGUAAAUAUGUGCAAUUCAAAAAGUGCCACUGCAGGUUGUUUGGCCGGCAUUCUACGUAGAAUUCUCUGCUCCGGAACUCUCCCAACACACCCUUCUGAUCACAUCACAGAAGACGCUGAUUCUCUCAUGUCCUUGAACGUCGGAGAGAAAAAUCUGUCACUUGAAACUCCGGGGCUAGUUGCUAGGCUCAUGGGAUUGGAAUCAAUGCCGGAUGUGGAUUUCAGAUGUGUCAAGUCGAGGCCUAAUUCGGUCGCGAGAAGCCGGUCCAUGAAUUCGACGGAUAGAUUGGCGGGAUACAAUUGCGACGACCCGAAGCAGCAGCAACAGGGACGGCAUCGACGGGCAAAAUCUACAACGUCGUUUCGAGAGACACCGGAGUUUGUCGAGCUCGGAAACGAGGAGUUCUUCAUACUCAGCUUCGAGAAUGUGAGCAAAAGCAAGGAAUUCAGACCGAAAGAGAGGAAAUGCGAGGUGGGUUGUGGAGAAUUGAGGCAGAGAAGAAUUAAAAAGGCCGAAAACAGAACGGAGAAGACGGCGGCAAAGACAAUGAUAAAGAAGAAGGAUGACCAAGAAGGGAAAGGAAGUGUUUUAAGUGAUUUGAACGGAAAGGUAACUCAUAGAAGAAGCUGUUCUGACAAGUGUACUAACGAGGAUGGAAAUAACGUAAAGGUUAAGGAUUCAACAACUAGUUUAGUUUCCACCAAACAGAAUGUUGUUGCCUCAGAAGCAAUGAAGUCUCGGAAGUACAAAAAGAGUGAGAAAAUUUUGCCGUCUAAUGGUGUGAAGCCAAAUUUGAAUAAGAAGACAACGAAAAAGAAGACAAUUUCUCAAGCAGUUAAGCAAAAAGAAUGCGAGUGCACCACGGAAGAUUCAAGCCCAGUUUCUGUUCUUGACUGUGGUCAAUUCCUCAUUGAUCCUCAACAUUCUAUAUCAGAAGAAGAUUGUGGAUCAACGACAACAAGCUCAAGAAGGAAACUGUCGUUGGAGAUUGAGAAUUACGAGCGACAAUGUCCACGUAGAGACCAUAAUUUGAUGAGUGAAGGAGAACAAACAGAGGCAAAGCAAGGGAAAUAUGGGAAGAAACUGAGCGAUGGCCAAGAGAGUUCACAAGUUUUGGAUGAGAUUUAUCGGCUUAGUGAGGCUGAGUUGUUUGUGUCAUCAAAUUGGGUAAAAAGAUGGAAUUUGAAUCAUGACGAUUUUCAGUGCAUUGGUGAAGAGUUGGAGUUGCAAAUAUUUGGUCAGUUGCUAGAGGAGGUUGUGGAUCAUCAGUCGUGA
This is a messenger RNA of Morus notabilis, 1342 nucleotides long. RefSeq lists its product as uncharacterized. The record is from RefSeq and is a predicted model, not a curated record. Bases 11 to 1342 code for a protein of 443 amino acids. The transcript is spliced from 2 exons. NCBI's taxonomy places the organism in Eukaryota, Viridiplantae, Streptophyta, Magnoliopsida, Rosales, Moraceae.